CCGGUGCAGUCUCAGCAGGAGUGGGACCCUGAGGCUUGAGAAACAGGCUUUUCUUUGGUCCGGAACUCCCCGGCGUUCAGCGCUUCCCCCCAUAACCGGACACCGAUUAUUCGGACUCUUUGCCUCAGACCCAGGAGUCAUAGAUGCCAGGAAGUAUGGCCCCCAUCAAGAAGCUUCGAAAUACCACAAAGUUGCCCCUGGCUUUAAACCCCCUGAAGAGCAAGGACGUGUUGGCAGUGCUGGCUGAGAGGAACCAGGCUAUAGUACCCGUUGGGGCAUGGGUGGAGCCUGCCCCGCCAGAUAGUUCAGCAGUCCCGGCAUCUACUUCAGCAUAUAUGAUUGAAGAAGAGCUAAGGGAACAGCUAAGAAAGAAACAAGAAGCUCUGAAGCGUUUUCAGAGACAAGUCAAAUGCCGAGUAAAUCAGCAAAUUAGGCUGAGAAAAAAGCAACAACUUCAGAGGUCUUGUGAAGCCGUAAGUUCAAAAGCAGAAAAAGAAGGCUCUAUAGCCAUGCACUCUUCAGAUCCAGCAAACUUAACUCUUAAAAGAACGAGUGUUUUUCCAAACCAUUUGAAUGCUGCUAUUGGAAGUGCUAGGUUACCUCCUUCCCGGAAGCUUGAGGAUGGAAUAGAAGAUAGAGAGAAUCAGAAUGAACUAUUCCAACAACAAGCCCAGGCUCUUAGUCAAACCAUGAAAGAAGCACGUCAACGGCUGGCAUCAUUUAAAACUGUGAAUAAAAAAAAUGCAUCGGUGUUUCCAGAUGAUCGAAAGAAAAACUUUCCCACCCAAGAGGAACCUGACACUGAGGAAUCUUCAUCUAUUAUGAUAGAUAAGAAAGGGAAAAAGAAUUUGUCUUGGGGGGACCAGCAGGAUCUCCUUUUUGAAGACAAGGAUAUACCUUUCAGCACAGUUCAGAAAGUACAAUUCAAAAAUCCAUUAUUUGCUGUGAUGGAAGAGGAAGAGGUAAGGCAGUUACACCAGGAUGUUCUGCCAGAAGCCCAGGAUUAUCUUCCAGAAGCCCCAGGUGACCUGCUGCAAACCCAGGGUGAUUUGACAGGCGUCUGCAGUGUUGAGCUGGAAGCCCAGAGUGUUGAGCUGAGGCUCGGUACCCAGGAUAUCAAGCUGGAAGGCCAAGCUGUUGAGCCCAAAGCCCAGGCUGUUAAGACCAAAACUCAGAGUGUUAUGCUGAAAGAUCAGAGUGUUGAACUAGAAGAUGGGAAUAUUGUUUUGGAAGUCCAAGAUUUUCUACUCCAAAACCAGGCUUUUCUACCCACAGACCAGCAUAUUCUUCCCAAAGACCAGAAUGUUCUACCCAAAUGCCAGGACCAGGAUUUUCUACCCACAGACCAGCAUGUUCUUCUCAAAGACCAGAAUGUUCAACCCAAGUGCCAGGACCAGGAUUUUCUACCCAGAGAUCAGAAAGCAAAUUUGAAGCCGCCAGCAUCAGUUUUGAUAGGUAGGAGUCGGGAAGAGGUGCUUCCUCUGGAUGUCCAUCAAGAUCUUCUACACAGGCAUCAAGAUCAGGCAUUCAUCAACGGCAAGAAGGUACGCUUCAAGGAGUCAUAUUGUGAUAUGACAAAUGAGAAAGGGAGAGAAGACUUUUCUCUGGCAGGUUAUCAGUAUCUGCCUCCUAAACUUCAGGACCAGGCCUUCAUCAGAGAUCAGAACAAGUGUAUCAAGCAGCCCUCAUCUUUUGAGAAAUGGGAGGUUGAAAGACGAGUUGCUUCUGAAGUGCCAUCGCACAGGAACUGUGGGCAGGCCUCACAUAAUAUGACAGAUGAGAGAUGGAGAAAGGAGUUAUUUCUGGAGCACCAUGAAUAUGUUUUACAUGAAAUCCAGGAUCCAGGCUCCACCAGAGAGCAGAGCUUACGCUUCAUACGGCAACCAUCUGCUGGAACAGCUGAAAGAUGGCAAGCAGGUUUGCUUCCGGCUGGCCGUCAGCAUCUUCCACCCAAGCACCAGAGAGAGGCUCCCAGCAGCAGACAGGUUGGUGGUGAAUAUCAAUCAGGAUUGAACACUGAAUUCCAGACUCCACUGGCACUUCAGUCAGGAGUAAGUCAAGAGGAAGACAAGAAAGAGCGUCAAAAGCAGUACCUGAGAUAUAGACGACUUUUCAUGGAUAUUGAAAGAGAACAAGUGAAAGAACAACAGAGGCAAAAAGAACAAAGGAAGAAAAUUGAAAAAAUUAAGAAAAAGAAAGAGCAGCAACGUUAUGCUGAAGAGCAGAGGAUAUUAAGAAUGAACUUUCAUGAAGAGCCAUAUUCAGGGGAGAAGAUGAGUGAGAUACUAGCCCAGCUACAACUUGAGGAAGGAGCCAGAGAAAAACAACAGAAAGAAAAGGAACACCAAAGAUAUGUAGAAGCUUUAAGAGCCCAGAUCCAGGAGAAAAUGCAGCUGUAUAAUAUUACUUUACCUGCACUAUGCUGCUGUGGUCCUGAUUUUUGGGAUGCUCAUCCUGAUACCUGUGCCAACAAUUGUAUUUUCUAUAAAAACCACAAAGCAUAUACCCGGGCACUAUAUUCAGUCAUCAAUUCCUGUGAUAUCCCUGAAGGGAACUCAACUCUUCGAGUCGCCAUUCAUAAUUUUGCUUCUGCACACAGACGGACUUUGAAAAAUCUGUAAUAAGAAUCUGAAAUCAACUUAGUAUUUCAACCUUCAUUUAAAGUCAACCCUGAGAGAUUAUUUACAAAAAGCUGUUAAAGUUUAUAAGAUGUGUAAUCUGAAAAGAAAGACUGUUCCACAUAAUAACAGCUAUCACUAUAAUUAGAUCAUGACCAUUGUUUCACUCUGUGCUUGGCACCAAGGUUGAAAGUUGGCUUCCAAACUUGUCUCUUUGCUGUAAACCACAUGGACCACGUUGCUUUAAAAAUGAUCAGUCAGACUGGUAAGGUUUCUCUCACUUUGCUCUGCUCUGAUCAGAAGAGAUUAUUAGAAAUCUUUGAGAUUAUCUCAUUUAUUGUCUUUCUAUAUCUGUACUUUGAGUCUUGACAAAAUUGAAAAUGUCUGGAUGAAGCAAAAGAGGGGAUGAUGAAAUGAGUUUCUGAGCCUCAGUGGCCAUCUGUUUUGCUGUUAACUUUUCUAGUUGUAUAUAACAAUUAGAGAUGAGAACAAUCUGAA
This is a messenger RNA of Aethalodelphis obliquidens (Pacific white-sided dolphin), 3116 nucleotides long. It is a transcript of the gene CCDC15, whose product is annotated as coiled-coil domain containing 15. The record is from RefSeq and is a predicted model, not a curated record. The coding region runs from base 144 to 2621 and encodes 825 amino acids. Lineage: Eukaryota; Metazoa; Chordata; Mammalia; Artiodactyla; Delphinidae. The transcript has 17 exons. Gene Ontology annotation, cellular component: centrosome.